This is a messenger RNA of Telopea speciosissima, 1242 nucleotides long. RefSeq lists its product as uncharacterized. NCBI's taxonomy places the organism in Eukaryota, Viridiplantae, Streptophyta, Magnoliopsida, Proteales, Proteaceae. The coding region runs from base 121 to 1161 and encodes 346 amino acids. The record is from RefSeq and is a predicted model, not a curated record. The transcript has 8 exons.
CGGAAUACUUGACGCAGAAGUGACGCUCAACUCGAAGAACCUGCAAAUCGAAUAAUUGUCGAUUUUGAUUUCCAUACAUUGGGAGCAGUGAGCCUGCGCUUCCUUAUCUUUGACACCUUCAUGGCUCUUCCGUUCAAUUCUCUGAUAUACUCGUACAAAAUCAGUAGACACAGACCCUCUAUUCCAUUCUCGUCUGCCUAUCUGUUUCCCACUUCUUACAGUCCAAUCUCUCUUCCUUCCUGCAGAUUGAAGCUUCCAAAACGCAGGUGCAAUCGGGUAGUUUCGUCUGUGGUUUCCGAAAAGAACUCGGUCGAUUCGAGUUUCUCUGGCACUGAUUUAUUCAAACUCACUUACUUGGAGGGGAAUAGCUGGUUGUGGGAUGUUGGUGGAUCGAAAAUUUUGGUCGAUCCAAUCUUGGUUGGUAACCUGGAUUUUGGAAUUCCUUGGCUUUACGAUGCAGCCAAGAAGUUUUUGAAGAAUUUUCAGCUUAGAGAUCUUCCGGAAAUCAAUUGUUUACUCAUUACACAAAGCCUUGAUGAUCACUGCCACCUGAAGACCUUGAAGCCGCUGUCUGAAAUGUUCCCAAAUCUUCCAGUGAUAGCAACUGCCAAUGCAGAAACAAUGUUGAGCCCCCUUUUCAGAAAUGUUACAUAUUUGGAACCUGGUCAAAGCUCUGAAAUUGAAGGCGUGAAUAAUUCUAAAAUCACAAUCAGGGCCACUGCAGGACCUAUUUUGGGCCCUCCAUGGCAGCGACCAGAAAAUGGGUAUCUCAUCAUUUCUCCACAAGGCCAGUUAACUCUCUACUAUGAACCUCACUGUGUCUAUAACCCAGCAUUUCUGGAAAAGGAGCAGGCUGACAUAGUAAUCACUCCAGUUAUAAAGCAAUUGCUGCCUAAUUUCACAUUGGUUUCUGGACAAGAAGAUGCAGUUCAGCUGGCAAAGCUGCUUAAGGCCAAAUUCAUUGUGCCUAUGAAAAAUGGGGACCUUGAUGGCAAAGGAUUUCUUGCGAGUAUAAUUCAGGCUGAAGGAACAAUAGGAUCAUUCAAGGAGUUGUUAUCAAAAGAGCUACCAGAUGCACAGGUACUAGAGCCAACCCCUGGUGUACCACUAGAAAUUUCUGCUACAUCGUCCCGUAGUGUACCUUGCCUGCUCGAUGGCUAAAGGAUUUGCAAUGUCUUCUAGAUAUGUAUGAGAUCAACUAUGUGCUUUAUUAAUUAUUAGAUACAUCUUCAUUCCUGUGUC